CGCAAGGGUAUAGAAGUAUAAGCACUAACGAAGAUGUAGGGGUGGAUGAUGAUCAGACAGUUAAUGAAAACGACUCGAUUGAUACUCCGGGUGUUGAGACACCACAUAUUCGAAAACCUAUCUCAAUGGCUGAUGAUCCCAAAUAUGCACCACCUCAGAACAUUGGCGAUUUUUUAGCUAGAUCUAAGAAAUUAAUACCAUUCCUUUGGCCAGCAAAUGAUAUGAAACUGCAAGUCCUAAUCGUUAUUUGCAUACUACUUUUGGUUGUGGGCCGCAUUGUCAAUGCACUACUUCCCUAUCAAAAUAAAGUACUUGUAGAUCGAUUGACGGCUGGUGAAACAAUAUGGAAAGAGAUAUUGGUUUUCGUAGGUUUAAGGUUUUUGCAGGGUGAUGUGGGAGUAGUAAAAACGAUCCAAAGUCUCUUAUGGAUUCCUGUUGGGCAGUUUACAACAAGAGAGAUUUCUGUAAAAAUGUUUGAACAUUUGUUAAGUCUAUCAUUACGAUUUCAUCAUAACCGUAAAACUGGUGAAAUAUUGCGUGUCCAAG
Messenger RNA from Dentiscutata heterogama, 546 nucleotides. The record is from the annotation of a GenBank genome assembly. Lineage: Eukaryota; Fungi; Glomeromycota; Glomeromycetes; Diversisporales; Gigasporaceae.